Molecule: messenger RNA, 1774 nt
Organism: Achroia grisella
Lineage: Eukaryota; Metazoa; Arthropoda; Insecta; Lepidoptera; Pyralidae
Exons: 4
Coding region: 185-1270 (361 amino acids)
Source: RefSeq, a predicted model, not a curated record
UUGACAUAAUUACGCGCAGACGCAGGUAAAAUUGUGAGGGGGGCUCGAGGAGUGAUCUGAUCAGUCGACUCGCGUACGUCGCCCGUGCGGUCGUGUCGCGUUUUACAAUAACGGUACUCGAAACCGGCCCGAAUGCCGGAGAACCAGUCGGCGGGAUGGCGGGUCUCGGCGUGAGAACUGCGCUAUGUUGAAGCAUGCGACGCGGCCGCCGGCGGCGAACGAUGCCGACCACCGCUACCAGAACAUGCCGCGGCGGCCGCACCACCACCUGCCCCUCAACGUCUCCACCUUAGACUCUUCCAAGCAUUCCAUUGGUGGAACGUCCGCGAGCGUCAGCCCUGGAGCGCAGCCGCCUAAUCCAACAAUCGCUCCUGUGUCCGUCGUCGCUCCAAUCCCAGUGGCUUCACCUCAAAAGAUAGCUAAUGGAACUGCUGGUCUACCGGUGACUAGACCAGCUACCAGUAGAUCGAGGAGCAACCGAGCGGCGACUGAGGAAGCUUUAACUUCUCUAGCUUUAUUGUGUCUGGUCAGCCUACUGUUAGCGUUGCUGGCCCUCUUGUUCUUGCUGAAAAUAUCAGCACCAGCGACAAGUGCCCCCGAGGAGUUUGCAGUGGUGUACGAAGUGACGUUAGCAUUAUGUGCGUUGACACUAUCAUUGAACCUUUGCUGUCUUCUAGUGUGUGCAAUACAGUUUCUAUUCGCCGUGAAGUUAGUGCAUUCUCCAUCAGCACCGAACGGCCGAUCCAACAAGUACCUUCAAAAGUCGGCUAUAACAAGAGUGUGUGCUGUUGGAGGAUUCUUUAUAUCAAUACCAGUAUUUUUAACAGGUAUAAUACUCUACACCUUCAUCCAAUUUCACUCCACGCCGGCUAUUGUGACGUCAGUAUUCAUCGGCGUGGGCAUCAUAUUCUGCGGCUGUGCCAUGGUCCACAACGUGUUCGUAUGGCAGAAAGAGAAGACGAACCUAGUCAAAGCAUGCAGAACUCCAGACUUGAACACUACAACUGCAACUUCGCCAAAUCUGAACACCUCAAACGGUGUACUAUUGGGUAAUGGGCAUUUGAACAAUACAGGAAUGGGAGGAAACCUGAGCUUUCAUAGUAUGACUGGAGCGCCGUACACUCAUCCAAUUACACUGCUGCAGCAAGGUGGACCUUAUAUUAUUAGGCCGCCAACUAGUACGCCGCCCGGCGAAGGUGCCGCAACGCCGGGAAGUCCACCCGCUGUCGACCUCAGCCACGACACGCACGAACUCAGCACGCUCGUAUGACCGUUACCAAUCUGGACUUUAUUACCGAACCGUUGAGUCGAAUUUAGCAUGAGACCCAGGAAGUCCUCCCGCUGGCGCUGUCGACCUCAGCCACGACAUGCACGAACUCAGCACGUUCGUAUGACCGUUUCUAAACUGGACUUUAUUACCGAACCGUUGAGUCGAAUUUAGCAUGAUAAAUUUGUUGAAAAACGAUCUGAACUUUUUCAAUUGUGUACGAAUUGUUCACUACUUAACUGAUGUUGGUCAUUUUUAUUCAAUUUGUAAACAUUGAAUAGUGUGUUUAUAUUAUUUAAGUGGUAACACUGAAAUUAUACAAUACUCAAUGAGAAAGGAAGUUAGUCAAUUUUUUUUACAUCUAUAAUUAAUUUCUCUAAUACAGAUUUUAUGAUUACUAUUGUAUGUAAAACGAGAAUGUGAACUAAAAUAGAGAUAUUUUUAAACUAUAUACGGGAAUUUAAUUGACUUGCUGUGCUUUCGUCCUUUAAGGCAAUUGUUUCGACU